Molecule: messenger RNA, 1698 nt
Organism: Drosophila guanche
Lineage: Eukaryota; Metazoa; Arthropoda; Insecta; Diptera; Drosophilidae
Product: E3 ubiquitin-protein ligase ariadne-1
Exons: 2
Coding region: 9-1607 (532 amino acids)
Biological process (GO): positive regulation of proteasomal ubiquitin-dependent protein catabolic process; protein polyubiquitination; ubiquitin-dependent protein catabolic process
Cellular component (GO): cytoplasm; ubiquitin ligase complex; nucleus
Molecular function (GO): ubiquitin conjugating enzyme binding; ubiquitin protein ligase activity; zinc ion binding
Source: RefSeq, a predicted model, not a curated record
AUAAAAAUAUGAAUGGGGCAGAUCCCGCGGACUACUCGGACGAGGAUCACGGCGACGCGGAUCGUUCACCGCACCGCAGCUGCAGCGGAUCGCCGUCCCCGUCCAUUGGUAGCAUGUGCACCGACAGUGAAGAGGAUUCGUGCACCGAAAUAGUCCUACUCGAGCAGGAGUCCAGUCCAAGUAAUGCCGAACCGGAGGAUGACUUCAAUUACGAGGUGCUGUCGGUCAAACAGAUCGUUCAGCAUCAGUGGCAUAUCAUCGAUGAAGUCAACAGCGUGUUAAAUCUGCCACCACAGAUUACACGUUGCAUUCUCAACCACUACAAAUGGGACAAGGAGAAGCUCUUCGAGGAGUACUUUGACAUCAGUCCGGAGGAGUUUUUCCAACGUGCUCAUCUCGUCAAUCCCUUUACCUUGCCGCCCCCACACGUUAGCUUUGGCAGCAACUCGUUAAGCUUGGACCCGCAGAACAUGUGUGGCAUUUGCUGCUGCCCCAGCGAUGAUCUGCGGGGACUGGCCUGUGGCCAUAGAUUCUGUGCCGAAUGCUGGAAGCAUUAUCUAGCCAGCAAAACCUUCAGUGAGGGUUUGGGCCAUAAUAUCGCCUGCCCUGCCGAGGGCUGCGACAUUGUCGUGGACUACGUCUCUUUUCUGAUCCUGGCGGACAACAGCGAGGUGAUUGCACGCCACCAGCAGCUGAUCACCAACACCUUUGUGGAGUGCAACCCUUUGCUGCGCUGGUGCCCAGCGCCCAGUUGCUGCUGCGUCAUUCAGGUCAGCAGUCCGGAGGCACGCGCCGUGCGUUGCAAGUGCGGCCAUCAGUUUUGCUUUGGCUGUGGCGAGAACUGGCACGAGCCAGCCAGCUGCUGCCUGCUGAAGCAGUGGCUCAAGAAGUGCCGCGAGGACUCGGAAACAUCCAAUUGGAUUGCGCAGAACACCAAAGAGUGCCCCAAGUGCAAUGUGACCAUCGAAAAGGAUGGCGGGUGCAAUCACAUGGUCUGCAAGAAUCCCAACUGCCGCUACGACUUCUGUUGGGUAUGCCUCGGGUCGUGGGAGCCACACGGCUCCUCCUGGUACAGCUGCAAUCGCUUCGACGAGGAGGAGGCCAAGAAGGCUCGCCUUGCCCAGCAGCUUUAUCGCUCGACCAUGGCCCGGUAUUUGCACUAUUACAAUCGCUACAUGAAUCACAUGCAGAGUGGCCGUUUGGAGCACAAUAUCUAUGCCCAAGUGCAGGCCAAAAUGAAGGCCAUGCGUGAGACCAUGACCUGGUUCGAGGUGCAGUUCCUCGAGGAAUCCGUCGAGGUCCUCUGCCAGUGUCGCUUGACCCUCAUGUACAGCUAUGUAUUUGCCUACUAUUUGCGCAACAACAAUCAAAAGAUCAUAUUUGAGGACAAUCAGCGGGAUCUGGAGAGUGCCACCGAGAAGAUCUCCGAGUGUUUGGAGCGCGAAAUUACGGCUCUAACUUUUCAGACUGUGCGGCAAAAGGUCCUCGAUCUGUCGCACUAUUGCGAGCGGCGUCGCACGGUUCUGCUCUGCCAUGUGCGCGAGGGCUACGAAAAGGAUUGGUGGGAUUUCACCGCUGAUACAGCCACAGAGCCUGAUAUAGAGUAAGAAUUGAUAAAUCCCAAAGCUAAGCAUUACCACAUACUGUUUCAGCACACGAAAUCAAUCCGAAAAAAAAACAUUAAAAAAUUUCACUGGA